CGUAAUCUUUUAUAGUUUAUUAUACUCACUUUGCCGUAAACAUUUCUUGUCUUGGAUCUUUAGUCGGUGCUACUAUCAGACUAUCAUGCGCGUUGACGGUGAUAAGGGUGUCAGAAUGAAUAACACAAUUCCGUUGGAGUUACCAGCAACGCUGCCGUAUGAUUUCUACCUGGUUACCUGCCGCAACAGCUCUGAAGUUAUUAUUUACGAGAAUUUAUUCUCCAAUAUUUCACCAACGUCUGUUCAUCGCGACUUCCUGUUGGCAGAGGAAUCACCACAACACUUAAGCGUCAUCUUGUUCGGUAUUGAUUCAGUAUCGAGGUCAUCCGCCAUUCGCAGACUCCCUAAAACAAUGGAAAUUCUGAGAGAUAUGCAAGCCUACGACUUUAAAGGUUAUACAAAGGUUGGUGAAAACACCUUUCCUAACCUGAUACCGCUUCUGACUGGGUUGAACGUGUCUGAAUUACAUUUACCUCAAAAGCCAUACAUGGACACAAUUCCCUUUCUGUGGAAGAAUUAUUCUAAAAAUGGCUAUACAACGUUUUAUGCUGAAGAUACGCCGUACAUGGAUACAUUUAAUUACUUAAAAGGAGGGUUCCAGGAUCCUCCCACUGACCACUACAUGAGACCAUAUCAGCUAGCCCUCAGAAACGCCCGACUCACAUACCUUGCAGACUACGACAUGGCAGCAAAUAGUUCUGUAGAAGAUUAUGCUGUAAAUGAUGAGUAUGAAGCUUGUUUACACAGUUAUUCAUGUUUUGCCUUCAUUAUACUUGGCUACUGGGAUCCUGACAAAUUGGUAUAUCCGAACAAUGUUUUAUAG
Molecule: messenger RNA, 823 nt
Organism: Mya arenaria
Lineage: Eukaryota; Metazoa; Mollusca; Bivalvia; Myida; Myidae
Exons: 4
Coding region: 86-823 (245 amino acids)
Source: RefSeq, a predicted model, not a curated record